Messenger RNA from Fusarium redolens, 1794 nucleotides. RefSeq names its product major facilitator superfamily domain-containing protein. Gene Ontology annotation, molecular function: transmembrane transporter activity. The coding region runs from base 130 to 1794 and encodes 554 amino acids. Gene Ontology annotation, cellular component: membrane. The transcript is spliced from 8 exons. The record is from RefSeq and is a predicted model, not a curated record. Lineage: Eukaryota; Fungi; Ascomycota; Sordariomycetes; Hypocreales; Nectriaceae. Gene Ontology annotation, biological process: transmembrane transport.
CGACAGAUACAAGAAGAGAGUCGAGGCAAGCAUGAUAGUUAAAUCCCAUCACCUCAUGCCUUGAUCCAAGGGCACGAACAACAAGUUUAACCACUUUCUUUGAACAGUGUCACCUUGCAAUCCAUCUCAAUGACUUCUCAGUCGAGAACCAACGAUGGGCUCGAAAUCCAGCCCACGAACGAGCAGCCCGAGACUCGUCGGGAUGUCGCUGGCAACCCCGAAGAGAUCCCCGAGCCAGUAGUCAAGAAUGGAGUUGUUGUCAGUUCGGCGACCAAACCCGAGGCCAAGAGUGUCUGGCUCGCCUGGCUCUACAUCUUCAAUUGGUACCCAGGACAUUAUAGCAAGGAGGAGAAGCGACUUCUCAGAAAGUUGGAUCGCACCAUUCUGCCACUUAUUUGUUCCAUGUACUUCAUCAAGUGGCUUGACCAGUCCAACAUUAACAACGCCUAUAACUCGGGUAUGAAAGAAGAGCUCAACCUUAAAGGGAUCGAGUACAAUUUGUUCUCUACCUUCUACAACAUCGGUUAUCUCGUCAUGGAAAUCCCCUGCAUGCUGCUCAUUUCCCGUCCAAAAUAUGCUCGUUGGGUUCUGCCUAUCUGCGAAACUCUCUGGUCCAUCAUCACGUUUAUUCAAUGCCGCAACAACAGCGCCCCGAUGAUUUACGGCAUGCGAUUCCUUAUGGGACUUUUCGAGACUCCAGCUGCUACUGGCUCUUUAUACGUUCUUUCCUCUUGGUACCGAUCCGAUGAAGUGUUCAAGCGUGCUGGAGUGUGGUAUGUUUCGAGCAAUAUUGGUGCUAUGUUUGGUGGCUACAUGCAAGCCGCCGCUCAUGCUGGUCUCGAUGGAAAGGGAGGCAUGGCUGGAUGGCGCUGGGUCUUUAUCAUCGAUGGUAUCAUUUCCUUGCCCAUUGCCAUUGCCGGCUUCUUUCUCUAUCCAGGUGUGCCUACCAGCCCUCGUGUCUGGUGGCUCAGUGAAGAAGACCAAAAGCUUGCUCAGGCCCGCAUGCAAGACGAUGGGAUGAGGAAGAGUAAGAAGAUUGGUAAGAAGAUGCUGAAGCGUGUCUUCCGGAAGUGGCACUUUUACAUCGCUGUCUGCACCUAUGUUUGCUUCCAACUGACUACCUGGGUUGCCGGUCAGAUGAUCGUCUGGGUAAAGUCUACCGGCCAAUACUCUGUGGAGAUGAUCAACAUCUUGCCAACUGGAGUUCAAGCACUAGCCAUUGUGGUCGGUAUCACUGUGCCUUCGUUUGUCAUGGUUUAUCCAAUCUGGGUGCCUUUCUGUUUCGCAGGAACUGUCCUCCUGUUCUGUCACUCGACCCUUUUAGUCUGGAAUAUUCCUCUUGGAUUGCAUUUCGCCGCAUAUUUCCUCCUUGGCAUGAGUUCUUGCAUCACCCCCAUGCUUUUCCCAUGGGUACACCUGAUCAUGAAAGACGAUAACGAAGCAAGAAGUUUUACUACUGGUGCCAUGAUGACUGUUGGCUGGGCCUUUUUCACCUGGUACAACGUUGUCGCGUUCCCCAUUACUCAAGGACCUCGUUGGACCAAGGGUUUCUCAGCAAACGUCGCUCUCACCUGCUGUUAUCUGACUCUGUUUAUGGUUGGUCAAUUUCUUUGGAGAAGGGAUAUCAAAGCUGGUCUGUAUAAAAGGGCUAUUGAAGAAGAGGAGAAUGAAGAGGCAGUGAAUGAGAAGCUUGAACCAGACACUUUGGACGACAAGGCUAUGGACCACCAUAUUGGGCAAGCUCACAUUGAGGAUAAGAACGCCGAGGAUGAGAGGAUCAAGGAGAUCAAGUAA